AUAAAGAACUUGAAGAAGAUAAAAAUAAAAAAUGGAAAUGGGCACAGAUAUGGGAUAUUAAUUAUUAUUUUGAUUGAUUAGGUUUCAACUAAUAAAUUAUUGAUAAAAAUAUCAUUUAUUUGAUUUGUUGUUCCGCUAUUUCCUUUAAAAAACUAGUUUUUAACUCACUUAAACUCAAAAAUGUCUUCUCAUCUACCAAUGUGGAAAACUUUAAGAAAUGAGGACAUGUCAAAAAAGAAAAGGCUCUUAUCGGAAACUACUUUCGACCAUCCUCUAAAAAAUGUUGUUAUGGAAAGAAUUCCGCGUAGAAUUUUGGGCUCAACUCCCAGCACUGGUCGCACUACACCAGUGUCAACCCCCGUCACCUUCACUGAUCCACUAGCGCAAGCCUUAAAGAAACUAGAUCCGCUCACAGAGCUUAUUCAAGAGGAAAUGGAUCCUUUGUCUAAAAUGGCUGCAGAAAUGGACGUGGUUGAUGCUACCUUCACCAAAAAAGAUGUUAAAAUGAUCCCAAAAGAAAAACAAUUAAUAAAAACUGAUCAUUGGUCUCAUAAAAAAGCUGCUAUUUUACAAAAAUACACCACAUCAGAGAAACUGUCUAUGGUAACCAGUUUUUUAAUGGAAGGAGAAAAAGUUGUUGUAAAAGCUCAAAGCACUGCAGUCGAUAAAGUUCAACAUCGUCUGGAACAACUUGACAGUUUUGAAGAAGGGCCUCAAAGAAAAUUAGAUCUUUCCCAAGCUGAAUAUUUACACAAAAUUGAACAACUUAAUAAAGAGUUGGUACAUGCUUGGAACUCAGAACAAAGAGUGAAAUCCUUGAAAAUAGCCAUACAGUGUGCUAAAAUGUUAGCUGAUACAGACGUAUUACCUUUUUAUCCGAGCAAAUUUGUUUUGAUAACAGAUAUUUUGGAUUGUUUUGGAAAAUUAGUUUACGAAAGGCUCAGAACUAAAGCAGAAUAUUACAAACCUGGCUCUAAAAUCCCAACUCCCUUGCCAGAAAAUUUCACUCCAGACAUGGUUCCGGACACAGCAAAAGAAACAUGUUUAAAUUGGUUCUUUAAAAUUGCUUCUAUCAGAGAAUUGGUGCCUCGUUUAUAUGUUGAAAUGGCUCUUCUUAGUUCUUAUAAUUUUAUUUCUAUAAAUGAAUAUCCUGAAGCUUUAUCUAGAUUAACGGAAAUAAUUCAAGGCAUAGGUAAUCCUUUGGUAGCAAUUUAUGCCAGAUGUUAUUUGUGCAGAGUGGGCCUUAGUGUAACAACUAAAGGAUGUGAAAUGAAUUAUUUGAAGAAUAAUUUCGAGUAUUUUUUGGAGACUUAUCAACAUAUUUUCAGUAGAAGUGUCAAAGGUGAAUUGCACAAACAAAAAAUCACAUUAGGGACGUAUAUGACAUUGUACACUCCUGCUUUGGACUUUAUCAUGGAAUCUAUGGUGAAUCAUUUACCGGAAAGUAUUUUGUCUGAUUUGUUAGCGAAAUGUAAGCGGUAUAGCAACAGUUCUCUCAUAUUGAACACCAUAAUGUCAGGAUUUAAACCCACUUACGUUGCCGAAAGAACACUCCAGUUCUUGUCUAUGAUUGGUCAAUGUACCGACGAUGGGAUUCCGCUACAUUCUCUCCUAAGAACUUUGGGUUUGUGCGUAACUGUAUGCUCACCGCCCGCCGAACACCACAAACCAAUAUUGAACGCCGUUUGGAGUAAUGUUGCUCAACUUUCCAAACCUGCUGAAUAUAUAAGUUGUAUUGAAGUUUGGGUGCAGUUUAUUGCGCAGAAUUUCUCAACGAGAGAACUCAACACAGUCUUAAGUGACAUCAUAGAUCAUAUGGUACCAAAUAGAUGCUAUGAAAAUCACUCUGUUGAACUUAGAAAUAUUGUACAAAAACUUGUCCAGCAUACUUCUGAUUUCGAAUCUCUUUUAGCUAUGGAAAAUUUCUUGCCUCUGAUAGACCUCUUCAGCGAAGAGUCAACAAAGGUCGAAAUAUGCAAACUAAUUUUGUCCUCGGACUAUUUCAACGAACAAAAAACUAGCGACGCAGUCAUCACCAACGCUCUUAUGUUUUUGGGGACAAUUUUGCACGAUUCUGUAAAUGCUAUAACACCUGAAGACGAAAAUAGACAAAUUGGUGAUAUAUUAUGCAACAUAAUAAGAGCGGUCGAUUUUGGAAAUGACUUUGAGCAACAGUUGCAGUUUUAUGUUGACGCUAGAGGAGCAUUUGCCAAUUUGGACUCGGUUUUAUCACAAUUAGUUCAAAGUGUUAAUUUGUUGGCAGUCAAUACUCGACAAAUAAUCAAAGGCCUGCACACAAGGAAAACUGGAGACUUUGUAAGAGCUUGCGCUGCAUAUUGUUUCAUUACAAUUCCAUCUAUUGAAUCUCCUAAAAUAAGACUGAAGCUUUAUUUACUUUCCGGCCAAGUGGCACUUUUCAAUCACUGCUUAGGACAAGGUGACGCUUGUUUCAAAGCAAUUUUGUCCGUCAUCCCAGAAUUACCAGCUUGCAUGGAUACUGAAGGAUUUCUUUUACCAUUUGUUCGUCAGUUUUUGUCUACGUUAUUGGUAGUUCCCGAUAAUCCCGAAAGAGGAGUCUUGAGCCUGACUAGAAUGCUUUUGAAUGUUUUGAGAAACUUCGACUGGAAUCAAACUAAUUGUUGUUUGGUCAAUAUUUAUAUUAAUGUUGUCGAUUUAUUAUCCAUUAUGGCACAAGAUGUUUAUCCUUAUCAUGUUGACAAAGUUGGCUCUAAUGAUUCUCUGUGGGGUUCUGAUCCGAGGUUUAUAGAAGAAAUCGACAGCAUGACUUCAAUAAUAAUUGGAGAAAUUCUUAAUUUGCUCAAGGCAUUAGGUCAAUGCCGGAAACAAUCUCAACUAGCUGCAGAAUUGUUUUUGAAAAUAUCUAUCAGAGCAGAUUUGAGUGUACCCCAAACUAGUGGCCUUGCUCACAAUUUAUGGAAUUUAUGCUUGAAAAAUGGAUAUGCUGAUAUAAAGUAUAUGGGAAAAAUCAAAGAUUACCUGACAAGCAAAAGUUUGAAAUCAAAUAAUAGACAUUUGCUGGAGCUAAUAGACAAACUGGAGUUGCCUCGAUAUUAGUAAAAAAAAUUAUUCCACUGAUUGUGAUAUUAUUUUCAUGUUACAUAGAUUAUUUAAAUUAUGUAAUAAUAUUAACUAGAACCGGUUUAUUCACCUUCUGAUAAACUAAAUAAAUAAAUAAAUACUAUAUUAACGGACCAGCCAUUUUAACAAUAAUAACAGUAAAU
Molecule: messenger RNA, 3242 nt
Organism: Ceutorhynchus assimilis (cabbage seed weevil)
Lineage: Eukaryota; Metazoa; Arthropoda; Insecta; Coleoptera; Curculionidae
Source: the annotation of a GenBank genome assembly